GAUUUGUUAUAAAUUGACAUUCAACGUACUAGGUAUGAAUCAAUCAACUGAAUAAACAAAGAAACGUCAUCUAGUAUUGUUGCGUUGCAUCUCGGAUGAUUUAACAUUGGUUUAUUUCCAUUCCCAAACCACAUUAUUAUCAAAACAUUAUCCCCAAACGCAUGUUUAUCUCCAUCUGUCGAUAAGCCCUGUCUGAUAAUAUUUGGUUCCACAAUAUGAGUAUUCUCACCAGAACAUGUGUGGACUCUGCAUUAUUUUCUCCGUAAUCGUCUAUUAUGCCCUUGAAACUGAUGUCGGUAAUAGCAACGUCUUCAUCACCAAAUGAAACUAGCUCUAACGAAGGAGCAGACCUACUGAAGCAACUGCUGGAAUGUGUAAAGGAAUGCCAGAAAAGAUACGGUGGUAAAACGGAACUUGCCACUGAAUUUGAUAGUUGUGUUGCUGGAUUGUGUUUGUCUUUGGAAGCAAUUUUCCUCCAUGGAUUGAAACCAAAGCCAUUGAAUGCUGAGAAUGCUUCAUCUGCUUUAAAACAAGUUUCAGGAAUUGUUGCUCAAAGCUUACAUAUUGCUAAUGAAAGUCCAUCAUUCUGGCCAUUUGUUAAUAAACACUUGACAAAACAUGAGCAAGAGAGGUUUGAAGCUCUAAAGCAAAUUUGGACUGACAGUGGCAGAGGAAAGGCUUGGAUCAGGUCUGCGUUGAAUGAGAAGUCUUUAGAAAGGUACUUCCACACAGUUUUGAGCAAUCAAGAGAUACUAAAAGAACAUUAUGAAACCUGGGCAAUAUUACGAGAUGAUGAGAAAAACAGCAUGCUGCCUAACAUGGCAGCAGGUCUAGCAUCAAUACUGUUUGCAAUAAGUAUUGACAAACCUGAACUAAAUAGCGGUAUAGCACGUAGACCUGCAGCAUUGAAGGCUAAAGCAGAACCUAUAAUUGAAGCUCCCAUACCAGAUAAAAAGGAAAGUGUGAAGCCCAAGAAAAAAAGAAAAGUCGCUAGACAAUUGAUAUCCUUUGACGAUGACGAUAGUGCCAUCUCAACUAGCGUUCCGUCAAGCUCCAGCAGUACCACUUCUGACAGCUUUUCACUAGAGUACACAAAAAGUAUCAAGGCAAAACCUAAACGAAUGAGUAGAAAAAAAAUGGAACAGCCUACCGAAACGCCGUCAGUGGAAAUAAGGGAACGGAAGCUGUCAAUAGAAAAUAGUGGAUCAAGGGAGAAGUACUAUUCUAAUGUCGAGUCUUUGACGCCUGUCACUCAGGAGGAGAUCGGGGAGCUGAGGCCAGUGUCUGUGGAAAUUAAUGAAAAUUUUUCAGCCACUGGUGACAGAGCCGACGAUGCUGUCGAGGUACCGUCAGACAUCAGUGCCGUUCUGACUGCGGUUGAAGAGAAAAACAAGGAAGAAUUGGAAAGAAAAGAGGAAAAAAUACAGUUAUUGUCAAAGGAAAAUGAAGGGUUAAAAGAGCAAGUUAAAAAAUAUAUGAGUGCAAUCCAGAUGUUGAGGAGGGAUGACGAGGGGUUGAACAAGGCAUUAGAGGGGUUGCAGAUUGAGGGGCAACCGGAUUACAAGUCGGAGGCUAGAUUCUUUGAACAAAAACUAAUACAGGUUGCCGAUAUGCACGCGGAAUUAAUGGAUUUUAACGUUAUGCUGCAACAGACUAUUUUUCAAAAAGAUCAGAUGAUAGAGAAGCUUAAAAAGGAGCUCGAAAUACUCAGAGGUCCCGUACCUGAAAUGAGAAUAGGAGAAUCAAGUAGUGUUCAUGUCUGGAUACCUUCCGCAUUUCUUACUGGUAGUGGUUCGAAUUCGCAUCAUGUGUAUCAAAUAUAUCUAAAAGUAGGAAAUGACGAAUGGAAUAUUUACAGACGAUAUGCUCAAUUCCAUGCCCUACACACCGAUCUGAAAAAGUUAGAUCCUGCUGUAGCAGCAUUUGAUUUUCCUCCUAAGAAAAGUAUAGGUAAAAAGGACUCUGCAUUAGUCGAAGAUAGAAGAAAAAGAUUACAAGUGUAUCUCCGACGAGUCUUGAGUCACUGGCCAGAACUGAAGCAUUGCAAUAAUAGAUUUUUAUUAGAACAGCAUUUAGCGUUUUUCAAAGAUCAACGAGAAGAUCAACGCGUGAAAAGUACAUUUCCACCCACUGUUACAACAAGCAACUCAUCAGGGCUGUAAUGAUGUAUUUUUACUUUUCUUUUCACCAGUGAAGAUAUUUUUAUUGUAAUUCUACUUAACUAGUAUUUAUUUACGGGUUACCCAGAAUGUACAGCAUACAAGUAUGUCAUAUGAGACGAUUUUUUUGGUGCCUCACAUGCAGAGGUUUGUAACGUGUUGAAAAGAAUUCAAAUGUACAGUUGAAGAUAAAUAAUUGUGCAUAGUAAGAGUAUUUUUUUCCGGAUUUGGCUGGGUGCUCCCAUGCGGCACUUUGACGCUUGGUUUCGGGAUCGUAUUGAAAACACCACGUUCGUCACCAGUUACAAUGAUGUGAAAAAGUUUUUUUUUGCCUCUUUAACCCUCCACUGGUAACGCCACGAAACUUGGCACAACUGGUAACAUCGCACAGUGUUUCGAUCAGUACAAGAUAGCUGGACAAAAUUAUUUAGCUGAACUUAAUGUUUUUAAUGAUUUUAUUAAUUAUUCUUAUAAACAUUUUAAUCAUUCUAAAGUUAAAGUGAAGAGUUUUUGGUACAUUUAACUGGUCCUAUUAAAUAAAAAUUAAUUUAAUGGUUAAAUAUGUAAACAAAUAUACGGUACACUUUAUAUACCAAAUGUAAACUAUUAUUAUAGUUAUUAAUCUAAUUUUAAUUACAAUAACUUUAACUACCUAACUACGUACUAACUAGUUCCUAGCUAAUCAUCAUCAUCGCUCAACUCCUCUUCUGAGGAAUCAUUUUCAAUGUAGUCUAAUAAGCGAACAUCACUAUCGCGAGUCCUAAUAUUUCUAUCUAAAUUUGUAGAUGGUGGUAACAGUAAAUCUAAAACUUCCGAAGGCAGAUUACCAUUGUUUUUUUUUGGUAACUUCUCUGAGGCUGUUAAUUACAGGGUCAGAUGUGAUUAAUAACAUAUUUAGUAAAUCUCUAUUCGUGGCAAUGCGUGAUCGCUUACGCGUAUUAUGUUCUCGGAAUCUCCUGACAUCUUUAUUGCGGGCUUCCUGUGCUUUUUCAGAAAGCUGCCCGAUUGGCAGGAGAGCCGAUUGUAUAAUAUCGGUACCAUGCACCAAAAUUUUGUGUACAGUAGCAGGCAUGUAAUACCACGUAUAGAGACUUAAAUACAGUUUUCUUACGUCCUGUGUUAGUUUUACAAAUUUGUCUAUAUUUAUGUCAUAGCCAGAUGAUAAAGCUCUAAGUAAGGUGUUAAACUUUUUUAUAAGGCUCACAUCUAGUCCUGUAAUCUCUGCACUUAACUCGGGUUUCCCAAAAAAUCUACGAGCAGUAUUUCCGUCAUUUGUGUUGCCAUAGCCUGGUUUUGGUUUAUCUACAAUUAAACCCAUCUCGUUCUUAAAUCGAUUCUGAAUCGUAAUGGAACGUUGUUUUACAUUAGUUUUAUCAACCGAAUCUCGUAAUUGCCAUUUUUUAACUUCAAGACGAUAACUUAUGUGAAGCAGUCAUUGGACAUUACACAUUUCUUCAUCUCCUUGCAUAUUACCGAACUUUCACUAGCGUUCUUAAUUACGGUAGCCAAGCCUCUGUAGCCAGAAAGUCGUGCUGAUAUUUCCGCGGCAGAGAUUAAUUCGGAUGUACUCCGCGAAAGUUUUUGUUCCAUUCGUCAUUUGUUAUUAGCCAAGUAAGCAGUUGUCUGCAUCCUUUAGAGAGCUGUCUGGAUUUGUAUUCAAGAUAAGGAUUUACGUAUUCAUUUUCCCACUUAAAAUUGUUAUUUUCCACCAUUGAUUUGACAGUUUUCCAUCUCUCUAAGAAAAAUUGGUAUCUGUUUUUUACCAUUCUCUUGAAUGUGAAAUAUUGUAACAUUCUUCCCUUGGAACAUUCAAUUUCCUCGGUGUAGCAUCUCAACAGAUCCUUUUGAAUGUUUACCUCUAUUUCUUGCCUUGUCCCCUCUAACAUAAGAUUCAUGUUUCUGCUUAGUUUAAGGUUUAUCUUUCCAGUGGUGAAAUAUUCUGCAUUUUCAUUUAUUACUAAGCAUCCACAUUGAAAACCAUUAGGGUUGCUCCAGUUGGCAUUGUUGAAAUUUUCAUCAGAUGCACUUAUUAGUAGCCAUGGCUCUCUGUUUAUUUUUCUUUUUGUUUCUUCAUGUAUUUUUCUUCUGUCUGUUCCUUUUGUAUUUUGAAAGUCCCAUCUUAUAGAUAUUGCUAUUUCUGUGAGAGUUGUUAUAAGGUCUCUUCUGCAAGUGUAGUUCAUGGUAGCACUUAUAAGUAUGCAGUUUGCAUGGCUAUAGUUUCCUCUUAUGUCCCCAUAUCUGAAAUUCACGAUCUCUUCUGAGCUAUUGAAAUGAAAUCUUACAUUGGCUUUGUUUCUUGCUGACAUGAUUCUGAUAUUAGAGAGUUUGGGACAUUGUAUAAAUCCAUCUCUUUCAAUCUCUAACGUGUCAGGAUAUCCAUAUAUAGCUCUCGCGAAUUUCACUUCCACUGAGUUUCUGUCAUAGCAGUGCUGUAGCAUUUCCUCUAUUGUCAGACCUUGUAUCUUGAAGGACAAUAGGACUUUUUUGGUAGUGUCAAUAUCCCAUUUGUGCUUCUUUGCCUCAUAUAUUAUAGAUCUCAAGGCACGGAGGAGAAGCUUCAUUGUAUCCUUCUUCAUGGCAUCUUUGUCUGCUAUAGUUAUGUUUGUGAUAACAAAGUUUGAGUGGCAUAUUGCAUGUUUCAUGGUUGCAGAGCUUUCAGAAGAUCCUGGUAAAGUAGGGAGACAUCUUACUUUCGGGUCAAGGUUGUUAAUUAGUAUUCUUAUUUGGGAAGCAAUACCUAAUUUCCCUUCAAGUGAUAAAUUUAUUAACAAAGAUGCCUCUGAUUUCAUAGCUGGAGUUAUUCUCUUAUCAGGUAAUGUGAGCUCCGGGAACAAUGCUUCCUUGAUUAGUGAAUUCUGUAUUGAUUUUGGCACUUCAAAUAUUGGAUUCCUGGUCCUAACAUGUCUUCUUUCUAUCACGGGCAUCCCAUAUUUGAUAGUGGCCCUGCUCCAGUUUAUGUUGUAAUACUUUUCCACUUCUUCUGUGUGCACCUUAUAAAGUACUUUUACAGAAUCCUGAAUAGAUUGAUUUGGAACCUCACUCUGAGAGACCCACCAGUCUAUGGCCUCUUUUUUGCAUAGAAUCCUACCAUGUGUGUGUCUAUCCUCCCCUUCUUUUCCUUUCUGUAGGAACAUAUUAGGUAUUUUAUAUUCAUCAGCCUUCUUUUAGUCUACUGAGAUAGGAUACUUUAGUCCCAUGCAUGACAUAGCACUUGUUAUAGAUAUUGCUAUUUCUGUGAGAGUUGUUAUAAGGUCUCUUCUGCAAGUGUAGUUCAUGGUAGCACUUAUAAGUAUGCAGUUUGCAUGGCUAUAGUUUCCUCUUAUGUCCCCAUAUCUGAAAUUCACGAUCUCUUCUGAGCUAUUGAAAUGAAAUCUUACAUUGGCUUUGUUUCUUGCUGACAUGAUUCUGAUAUUAGAGAGUUUGGGACAUUGUAUAAAUCCAUCUCUUUCAAUCUCUAACGUGUCAGGAUAUCCAUAUAUAGCUCUCGCGAAUUUCACUUCCACUGAGUUUCUGUCAUAGCAGUGCUGUAGCAUUUCCUCUAUUGUCAGACCUUGUAUCUUGAAGGACAAUAGGACUUUUUUGGUAGUGUCAAUAUCCCAUUUGUGCUUCUUUGCCUCAUAUAUUACAGAUCUCAAGGCACGGAGGAGAAGCUUCAUUGUAUCCUUCUUCAUGGCAUCUUUGUCUGCUAUAGUUAUGUUUGUGAUAACAAAGUUUGAGUGGCAUAUUGCAUGUUUCAUGGUUGCAGAGCUUUCAGAAGAUCCUGGUAAAGUAGGGAGACAUCUUACUUUCGGGUCAAGGUUGUUAAUUAGUAUUCUUAUUUGGGAAGCAAUACCUAAUUUCCCUUCAAGUGAUAAAUUUAUUAACAAAGAUGCCUCUGAUUUCAUAGCUGGAGUUAUUCUCUUAUCAGGUAAUGUGAGCUCCGGGAACAAUGCUUCCUUGAUUAGUGAAUUCUGUAUUGAUUUUGGCACUUCAAAUAUUGGAUUCCUGGUCCUAACAUGUCUUCUUUCUAUCACGGGCAUCCCAUAUUUGAUAGUGGCCCUGCUCCAGUUUAUGUUGUAAUACUUUUCCACUUCUUCUGUGUGCACCUUAUAAAGUACUUUUACAGAAUCCUGAAUAGAUUGAUUUGGAACCUCACUCUGAGAGACCCACCAGUCUAUGGCCUCUUUUUUGCAUAGAAUCCUACCAUGUGUGUGUCUAUCCUCCCCUUCUUUUCCUUUCUGUAGGAACAUAUUAGGUAUUUUAUAUUCAUCAGCCUUCUUUUAGUCUACUGAGAUAGGAUACUUUAGUCCCAUGCAUGACAUAGCACUUGUUAUAGAUAUUGCUAUUUCUGUGAGAGUUGUUAUAAGGUCUCUUCUGCAAGUGUAGUUCAUGGUAGCACUUAUAAGUAUGCAGUUUGCAUGGCUAUAGUUUCCUCUUAUGUCCCCAUAUCUGAAAUUCACGAUCUCUUCUGAGCUAUUGAAAUGAAAUCUUACAUUGGCUUUGUUUCUUGCUGACAUGAUUCUGAUAUUAGAGAGUUUGGGACAUUGUAUAAAUCCAUCUCUUUCAAUCUCUAACGUGUCAGGAUAUCCAUAUAUAGCUCUCGCGAAUUUCACUUCCACUGAGUUUCUGUCAUAGCAGUGCUGUAGCAUUUCCUCUAUUGUCAGACCUUGUAUCUUGAAGGACAAUAGGACUUUUUUGGUAGUGUCAAUAUCCCAUUUGUGCUUCUUUGCCUCAUAUAUUAUAGAUCUCAAGGCACGGAGGAGAAGCUUCAUUGUAUCCUUCUUCAUGGCAUCUUUGUCUGCUAUAGUUAUGUUUGUGAUAACAAAGUUUGAGUGGCAUAUUGCAUGUUUCAUGGUUGCAGAGCUUUCAGAAGAUCCUGGUAAAGUAGGGAGACAUCUUACUUUCGGGUCAAGGUUGUUAAUUAGUAUUCUUAUUUGGGAAGCAAUACCUAAUUUCCCUUCAAGUGAUAAAUUUAUUAACAAAGAUGCCUCUGAUUUCAUAGCUGGAGUUAUUCUCUUAUCAGGUAAUGUGAGCUCCGGGAACAAUGCUUCCUUGAUUAGUGAAUUCUGUAUUGAUUUUGGCACUUCAAAUAUUGGAUUCCUGGUCCUAACAUGUCUUCUUUCUAUCACGGGCAUCCCAUAUUUGAUAGUGGCCCUGCUCCAGUUUAUGUUGUAAUACUUUUCCACUUCUUCUGUGUGCACCUUAUAAAGUACUUUUACAGAAUCCUGAAUAGAUUGAUUUGGAACCUCACUCUGAGAGACCCACCAGUCUAUGGCCUCUUUUUUGCAUAGAAUCCUACCAUGUGUGUGUCUAUCCUCCCCUUCUUUUCCUUUCUGUAGGAACAUAUUAGGUAUUUUAUAUUCAUCAGCCUUCUUUUAGUCUACUGAGAUAGGAUACUUUAGUCCCAUGCAUGACAUAGCACUUGUUAUAGAUAUUGCUAUUUCUGUGAGAGUUGUUAUAAGGUCUCUUCUGCAAGUGUAGUUCAUGGUAGCACUUAUAAGUAUGCAGUUUGCAUGGCUAUAGUUUCCUCUUAUGUCCCCAUAUCUGAAAUUCACGAUCUCUUCUGAGCUAUUGAAAUGAAAUCUUACAUUGGCUUUGUUUCUUGCUGACAUGAUUCUGAUAUUAGAGAGUUUGGGACAUUGUAUAAAUCCAUCUCUUUCAAUCUCUAACGUGUCAGGAUAUCCAUAUAUAGCUCUCGCGAAUUUCACUUCCACUGAGUUUCUGUCAUAGCAGUGCUGUAGCAUUUCCUCUAUUGUCAGACCUUGUAUCUUGAAGGACAAUAGGACUUUUUUGGUAGUGUCAAUAUCCCAUUUGUGCUUCUUUGCCUCAUAUAUUACAGAUCUCAAGGCACGGAGGAGAAGCUUCAUUGUAUCCUUCUUCAUGGCAUCUUUGUCUGCUAUAGUUAUGUUUGUGAUAACAAAGUUUGAGUGGCAUAUUGCAUGUUUCAUGGUUGCAGAGCUUUCAGAAGAUCCUGGUAAAGUAGGGAGACAUCUUACUUUCGGGUCAAGGUUGUUAAUUAGUAUUCUUAUUUGGGAAGCAAUACCUAAUUUCCCUUCAAGUGAUAAAUUUAUUAACAAAGAUGCCUCUGAUUUCAUAGCUGGAGUUAUUCUCUUAUCAGGUAAUGUGAGCUCCGGGAACAAUGCUUC
Molecule: messenger RNA, 8284 nt
Organism: Acanthoscelides obtectus
Lineage: Eukaryota; Metazoa; Arthropoda; Insecta; Coleoptera; Chrysomelidae
Source: the annotation of a GenBank genome assembly